CCAGGCGUCCAUCGGCAACGACCCGGGAUUCGCGUACCCCUUCUACGAGAAGCUUGCGGCCCACUACGCGAGCUCGCGGCACUUCGACCAGGCCGAGCGCGCGUACAUCAAGUCCAACCGACCGCAGCGCGCCGUCCAGAUGCACGUGGAGGCCAAUCAGUACGAGAAGGCUCACAGGGUUGCGAAGAACCACCUGUCCCCGGCGGAGCGGACGGAACUCUAUUCGAGCCUGGCGCAGAUGCUAGAGCAGCAGAACAAGCUGACCGAGGCCGAGCAGUUGUACAUCAUGGUGAACGAGUUCGACCUUGCGAUCAACAUGUACAAGAAGCGUGAGGAAUACGAGCAGAUGCUCCGACUUGUGUCAAAGUACCGAAAAGAGCUCCUGGACGACACGUACAAGCACAUUGCCGAGUCGUUCGAGAUGAAGGGGAAUUUGAAAAAAGCUGAGCACUACUAUGUGGAGGCGAAGAUGUGGCAGAGCGCGAUGUCGAUGUACCGGCAGCUGGAGAAGUGGGAGGACGCGAAGCGUGUAGCCAAGCUCCACGGCGGCAAGUCCUCUUUCGAGAAGGUGGUCCUUGCGCAGGCCCACGCCACCUUCAAGGAGUCUGGCGCGGAGGCUGGCGCACAGCUCCUGGCCAAGCACGGUCUCAUAGAAAUCGCCAUCGACUACGCCGUCGAGCACAGCAACUUCCAGCACGCCUUCGAGCUCGCGAACCUGUCCGCGAAGCACAAGCUACCUGACAUCCACCUGAAGAAGGCGCUCUCGCUCGAGGACGACGAGCAGUACAAGCUGGCCGAGGACGAGUUCAUCAAGGCCAAGAAGCCCAAGGAGGCCAUCGACAUGUACAUCCACCAGCGCGACUGGGUCUCCGCCAUGCGCGUGGCGGAGGCCUACGACCGCGAGGGCGUUAAGGAUGUCAUGGUCCACCAGGCCAAGGACUUCGUGGACCAGAACAAUCUGCAGGCCGCGGAGAACCUUUUCGUGCAGGCCGGCAAGCCCGAGCUGGCGGUGCAGGCGUAUUCCUCGAAGCGCCAGGUCAACGAGGCGAUCCGGGUGUGCAAGAAGCACCGCCCCGACAUGCUCCCCGACGUGAUCGGCUCGCACACAGAGCCGGGCGGCGGUGGACAGGCGCAGAGUCUGGAGGAGGUGCUCGACGCCGCGAAGAUAUACGAGGACACUGGGAACUACUCGCGCGCCAUCGACACUUACCUCUCGGUCAACGAGACGAGCUCCGCGAACCCGGACCGGUUGGAGGAGGUGUGGGAGAACGCGGUGCGGCUUGCCAUGAAGCACGCCCCCGAGCGCUACAACGAGAUCGUCGCGAUCGUUGCGAAGCGUUUGAAGGCUAUCACGCGCUUCGCGGCCGCCGCGGAGCUUUACGAGGGCAUCGAGGCAGCGCAGGAGGCCAUCAAUUGCUACAUGUCGGGCGAAGUCUGGGACAAGGCAAGGAUACUGGCGCAGCAGCAGAUGCCCUCGAUGGUCCGCACCGUGGAGGAGAGGUACAAGAACCACCUCGUGGGACAAGGCGACGCUGACGAACUCAUCAAGAAGACGGGCGACGUGGCCAGCGCGCUGGACAUGUACGCGCGCAAUAAUGAUUGGUCGAAGUGCCUGUCACUCGCUGAAAGGCAUAGUCCAAAGAUGCUGCCGCACUACCUCAUACAGUAUUGCAAGAUUCUCGCGAACAAGAAAGAUAUAAUUCAGGCGUGCCAGUCGCUGGUUCGCUAUGGGGUGCCGCCCGAGCAAGAGCAUUUCGUGCUGUACAGGAUCAUCGCCGCGGAGCUUCUGGCCUCAAGCGACGGGACUUCCUUCCAAAUGCUGCGAGAGAUGCUUAUGAGAUUCUUGUCGGACUGCGUUGGAGCCAAGACGCCAACUCCGAAGGCGCUCUUCGAGGAUCGCAGUCCUCAGUGCAAAGAGUUCUUCCCCGCCCUCAUCUCAUCGCACCUCCUCAGCAACCGGGCCAGACUGAAGGAGGCUGGCAAGUGCCCCGAGCUCGUCGCGAAGACCAGCGUGGCGCUUUGCCGCUACUGCGCCGAGCUGCCGUGCGACAAGGCGUUCUACGAGGCUGGCAUGGAUUGCAAGGACGCGAACAUGAUCAACAUGGCAUUCCUCUUCCUUAACAGGUUCUUGGACAUCUCUGAUGCCAUCGAGGAUCCGGACAACGCAGGAAUCGACAACAUGGAUUUCAAAGAUACGGACAUUCCGGACCCGUGCGACCUGGAGUUGCCCGAGAAGCCGCACGUUGGGUCCACUGAGUCGGAAGAGAUCCGCGACAAAGUCCUGGCCUGGUCCAUGGACCCGAACGUCCAACAGAAGAUGGACUUGCGGAUGUGCGAGAAGACCCGCGAGGAGGUGUAUGCGGCCUCCUUGGUGGACACGGACGGGACAAGG
Prorocentrum cordatum is the source of this 2392-nucleotide messenger RNA. The record is from the annotation of a GenBank genome assembly. Lineage: Eukaryota; Dinophyceae; Prorocentrales; Prorocentraceae.